Medioppia subpectinata is the source of this 459-nucleotide messenger RNA. NCBI's taxonomy places the organism in Eukaryota, Metazoa, Arthropoda, Arachnida, Sarcoptiformes, Oppiidae. The record is from the annotation of a GenBank genome assembly.
CAGCGAAACAGUGAAACACGAGUGACCGCAAUGUCUGUAAACCAAUUGACUCAAGAGUUCGAAUACGCGGACGAAUGUCUUCAACACCUCUUAGACACCGAACAAAAGAGACCCGACUUUCACCUCAAGUCACCGCAAUUGGACGCGCGGCCGGAUCUGAUGCAACGGAUCCAAGUGUUAUGUCUUUGUCUUAAACUGUCAACGCGUGUGAAAUACCUGUCGAUUUAUAUAAUGGACUUCUUUAUGGAUAAUCACGUGAUAUGUGAGGAUAAGCUGGAACUGGUCCUCAUGUGUAGUCUAUCGAUAGCAGUGAAAGUGGAGGAAUGCGACCGCACAGUGAAGUACAGCCAAAUGUUUUCGGAGACCAAUCAAUACAGUAGUGAAGAAGUGCUGGAAAUGGAGGAAUUGAUAAUCAAUCACUUCGAGUGGCAAUUCCUGACCCCAACGCCCGCCACUUAU